GUGACUUCGGGUUGUGACCGAUAAUUUCCAGAGACCAUCUAGUAGAUGUUGUGGUCUGCUUUCAGCUUUUCUGUUGCACGUGUGUUUGUCAGUUCACAACAAAUAAGGAUGUCACACAAGCUGGCAGCAAACCUGUCAAUGAUGUUUAAAGAACACCCGUCUCUGUCGGCGCGUUACAAAGCUGCGAAAGACGCCGGUUUUAAGUAUGUGGAGUGUGGGUUCCCGUACGUGGAAACACUGGAAUCCAUUAAACAAGCACGGGCAGCAGCCGGAGUGGAACAGAUCCUCAUCAAUGCAUGGCCUGGUGACAUACAAAAUGGUGAGCUUGGUUUAGCAGCCCUUCCUAAUAAAAGACAGGAGUUUAAGGACAAGCUGGAGACCUCCAUAGAUUAUGCCAAGGCACUGGGCUGUAAAAGGAUGCAUGUGAUGGCUGGACUAAAGCCGGUGUUCACCGAUGAAGCUAUGGAAGAGGUGUACCUAGACAACUUGCGCUAUGCUGCUGACAGGCUUAGCAAGGAAAACAUUAUGGCUUUGAUUGAACCAAUCAACAACAGAUUGACCAUUCCUAAGUAUUUUCUGACAGACAUACACAAAGCAAUAGAGUAUAUAAAGAAAAUCGACCACCCUAAUUUGAAGCUACAAUUUGAUUUCUUCCACAUUCAAAUAAUGGAUGGCAACCUGACAGGAAAUCUGAAGAAGUAUCUUCCUUACAUAGGUCACAUACAGAUUGCCCAAGUACCAGACCGGGGUGAGCCCACCGAUGGGGAGAUAGACUUCCCGUACGUCUUCAAACUCCUCAAGGAUGUGGGGUAUACGGGCUACAUAGGACUGGAAUACAUCCCUCGAGGUAAAACUGAAGAUGGACUGAAAUGGAUUCAAGAAUUUGGACUAGCCUGGCCUGUGACUAACGUGCUCUCUGCUGACACAGAUGCGGCAGCUGUGCUGCUUUCUGUCGUACUGGCUGUACCUUCUGUGGCUGAUGCUGUGGUUGUGGUAGCAGUAGUGGUGCUGGGGGUGUUACCUCUACUACUACCGGUGCUGGGGCAGGGGCAGGUGCAGGUGCAGCAGCAGCAGUCUCAGGUUUUGCUGCAGCAGCUGCUGCUUUUGGCUGUCCAAACAGAUUACAAUGACCAAUUACACACUUUUCAAAACAUUUCCUUCAGCUGUGUUUACUUCCGGUCCACACGUGGUUAUUAUAUGUCACACACAGAAAAAUCAGACGUACCAGAAGGGUGCUGUGCAUUCUUUAUCGAAAGAAAAACACGAUAUUGUAGAUUUAAACCAAACCAUGGACAGAUUUAUUGUGCAGAACACGCCGGACUGCUUGGUAUUGACACGGGUAGAAAAAGAGUCAAGUGCCCACUGAAUGCAAAACAUACCUGUUAUGAAGACCAGUUGAAUAAACACAUCAAGAAAUGUAGAAAACAAGAAAGUGCAACCCCGGUGUACCAUGUCGAAGGAGUUAACUCUGGAGCUGAUUCUACAGAUCGUGAAGAAGAAACAAAGAAGAUCCCCUGGGCAGAUAUCCCUUUGUCUGAGCUGCUCAAUUUGAUUGACAGGGUAAAUAAAAAAUACCAAGAACAUGUUGAAGCAAUACAAACAGAGAUAUUGGAUCAUGAAAGCUUACAGGAAGAGUUAGCCAAUGAAAAUUUCAGGAUACCAGCUCUUAGGCACAGAAAACAACAGGCAUCACUGAUAGGACAUCUUGGAAAAAUGGAUCUUCUCAAGGAUGGCAUGUGUUAUGUAGAACUUGGUGCCGGGAAGGGCAUGCUGUCUCAUUGGAUACAGAAGGCUUCAGAUCAGUGUAGUAAUACUGCCUUUGUGCUGGUAGACAGGGGUCAUGUCAGGUACAAGGCAGAUAACCAGCAUAAGUGGGGAGAGAGUGGCCCUAAGUUUGAGAGGAUCAGAAUAGAUAUCGCCAACCUUCAUUUGGGAAGGGUACCUAGUAUCCAAGAAAACGAGCGACCAGUGGUGGCAGUGGGCAAGCAUCUAUGUGGAGGUGCUACUGAUCUAGCUGUGCGGUGUGUGACAAACACCCUGUCAGCUGAAGACCUGGGGGAGACAGCUAGUGUAGCGGAACCAGCGUGUAAACGCUCCAAACCCAACACCAGUUCCAAGUUUGCUGGUAUGGCCAUAGCGUUGUGUUGUCACCAUCGCUGUACCUGGGAGACUUAUGUGGGUAAAGACUUUAUGAAGACGUGCAGUUUUUCUGCCCGAGACUUUAUGUUGAUGUGUAAGCUUAGUAGUUGGGCAGCAGCUACCUGGAAGGGCUGGGCAACCAUUGAACAAAUGAAUGAGGAAAUUAAUUCAUCUACAAAUGUAGAUAAAAACUCUCCAGUGACAAUGACGACACCGCAGUCUUCUGAGGCCAGAGUGGGAGGCAGCAGUGGACAAUCAACAACAGACUCAUCAGAAAUGUCCUCUACUCCCACGGGCGUGGUCAGUUGUACUGACCAGCCUGAUAAUCAGUCGGGUGACCAGGAGCUAGUCAGCCAGGAGGAUGAAGUAGAGGAAGAGCACCAGUCUGGACCUGCACUCACCAGAAAUGACUUGUGCCUGCCCAUUGCGACGAGGGAGAAGAUUGGACGACAGUGUAAACGACUUAUUGACUUUGGCCGUGUAAAGUAUCUAAGGGAACAUAACAUUGACUCUAAACUGGUGGUCUACAUUGAUGAAAAACUCACCCCUGAAAAUGUGGCAAUAAUAGCACUGCCUGACUGUCGGUCAGGUACUUCUGGGCUGUCAUAGCAGUGUCUGUUGGUCAGGUCGUCAUAGCAGUGUUUGUUGGUCAGGUCGUCAUAGCAGUGUUUGUUGGUCAGGUCGUCAUAGCAGUGUCUGUCGGUCAGGUCGUCAUAGCAGUGUCUGUUGGUCAGGUCGUCAUAGCAGUGUCCGUCGGUCAGGUCGUCAUAGCAGUGUUUGUUGGUCAGGUCGUCAUAGCAGUGUUUGUUGGUCAGGUCAUCAUAGCAGCAUCUGUUGGUCAGGUCGUCAUAGCAGCAUCUGUCAUGUACUACUGGGCCAUUAUAGCGCUUUCCGGCUCGGUGUCAGUAGUGAGUCUAUAAUGUGUACAGAUGAUGAGGUUAUCACAACUGAAGAGCAUGCAUAGUUGUAGUGGUCAGUUUCAAUAAUAUACCAGAAUAAAUAGUAUACUGCACGCACA
This is a messenger RNA of Mizuhopecten yessoensis (Yesso scallop), 3157 nucleotides long. RefSeq lists its product as uncharacterized. The record is from RefSeq and is a predicted model, not a curated record. The coding region runs from base 46 to 2748 and encodes 900 amino acids. Gene Ontology annotation, biological process: tRNA methylation. The transcript is spliced from 23 exons. Lineage: Eukaryota; Metazoa; Mollusca; Bivalvia; Pectinida; Pectinidae.